Drosophila serrata is the source of this 471-nucleotide messenger RNA. Its product is annotated as TRP channel auxiliary subunit inaF-B. The record is from RefSeq and is a predicted model, not a curated record. Lineage: Eukaryota; Metazoa; Arthropoda; Insecta; Diptera; Drosophilidae.
GGACUUGCAACGCAGUUGUGUUCAGUGCGCCCGUUGAGACGGAGACCCCCUAGAGAGAGACGCGUUACGGUUACCGAUUUCAAUAGCUGUUGCCCCCUACAAAGAAGAUCAUCAUCAUCAGGAGAGCGGGAAAUGGCAGGUGCUCAGUCGGGCUUGAUGUCCAACCUGGCCGCCGUGGUCAAGGAAGCCAAGGAUGAGGAGAUUCAAAUGCCCAAAUCGGAUGAUUUCUUUGAAUCCAAAACCUUUCGCCUGCUCACCCUGAUACUCUACAUGGGCGGUGUCAGCGGCAUGGGUCUCACCCUGGCCGUGUAUUACCUAUUCAUCUGGGAUUCACGGAUGCCGCCACUGCCGGUAUUUAAGCACACGCAUCCCAUUGGCUAAGGCUGAGGAGCAGGAAGGAAGGAGGGAGGAGGUCCUCAUUGUCCCCGCAGCCCAUUGGUGAACAGAUUCAGAUAAAAUUGUGAUACCCGA